Homarus americanus (American lobster) is the source of this 1338-nucleotide messenger RNA. Its product is annotated as mucin-3A-like. The record is from RefSeq and is a predicted model, not a curated record. Lineage: Eukaryota; Metazoa; Arthropoda; Malacostraca; Decapoda; Nephropidae. The transcript has a single exon. Bases 1 to 1338 code for a protein of 445 amino acids.
AUGACCAGCACUACAGCUCACAAUGUACCAAUUGAUCAGCACUACAACUCACAAUGUAACAAUGACCAGCACUACAGCUCACAAUGUACCAAUGACCAGCACUACAACUCACAAUGUAACAAUGACCAGCACACAACUUACAAUGUACCAAUGACCAGCACUACAACUCACAAUGUAACAAUGACCAGCACUACAGCUCACAAUGUACCAAUUGAUCAGCACUACAACUCAAAUGUAACAAUGACCAGCACUACAGCUCACAAUGUACCAAUGACCAGCACUACAACUCACAAUGUAACAAUGACCAGCACUACAACUUACAAUGUACCAAUGACCAGCACUACAACUCACACUGUAACAAUGACCAGCACUACAGCUCACAAUGUACCAAUUGAUCAGCACUACAACUCACAAUGUAACAAUGACCACACUACAGCUCACAAUGUACCAAUGACCAGCACUACAACUCACAAUGUAACAAUGACCAGCACUACAACUUACAAUGUACCAAUGACCAGCACUACAACACAAUGUAACAAUGACCAGCACUACAGCUCACAAUGUACCAAUAACCAGCACUACAGCUCACAAUGUACCAAUGACCAUCACUACAGCUCAGAAUGUACCAAUGACCAGCACUACAACUCACAAUGUAACAAUGACCAGCACUACAACUCACAAUGUAACAAUGACCAGCACUACAGCUCACAAUGUACAAUGACCAGCACUACAACUCACAAUGUAACAAUGACCAGCACUACAACACAAUGUAACAAUGACCAGCACUACAGCUCACAAUGUACCAAUGACCAGCACUACAACUCACAAUACCAAUACCAGCACUACAACUCACAAUGUAACAAUGACCAGCACUACAACUUAAAUGUAACAAUGACCAGCACUACAACUCACAAUGUAACAAUGACCAGCACUACAAAUUACAAUGUACCAAUGACCAGCACUACAACUCACAAUGUAACAAUGACCAGCACUACAACUUACAAUGUAACAAUGACCAGCACUACAGCUCACAAUGUACCAAUGACCAGCACUACAACUCACAAUGUAACAAUGACCAGCACUACAACUUACAAUGUAACAAUGACCAUCACUACAGCUCACAAUUGCCAAUACCAGCACUACAGCUCACAAUGUAAUGACCAGCACUACAACUCACAAUGUAACAAUACGGCACUACAACACAAUGUAACAAUGACCAGCACUGCUCACAAUGUACCAAUGACCAGCACUACAACUCACAAUGUAACAAUGACCAGCACUACAAAUUACAAUGUACCAAUGACCAGCACUACAACUCACAAGUCUCCCUAUACCUGA